AUGAAAUCUGAUUCAUCAUCCGAAACAAAUGAGGCACGUGAAGCAUUAGAAUGUUUAAAUGAUUUAUCACAAUUAUUAAAUACUGGAUUAGAUAAAAAAACUUUAACAUGUUGUAUCAGACUAUUGGAAAGUGGUGUACAUCCAGAUGCAUUAGCACAAAUAAUUCAACAGUCAGUCAACUAUAAUAAAACAAUGCGUUCAUCAUCAUUAGAUUAUCAUCGUUCAUCCUCUUUACAUCAUAAUAAUAGUGGUCCCAGUCUUCAUAAUUCAACAGGAUACGAUAGUUAUAAUCACACAUCUGGUGGAGCAUCAGAUAGACAGCAAUUCAAGGAUAAUUAUCAAAAUAGAUAUGCAUGGUUAGAAAAAAAUCAUGUAAAUGAAGUUGGUUCAACGUACAAUCGAUUAGGUAAAACUGUUGGUCAUAAACCAAGUUUCUGGCGAUGUGAAGAUCAAGCAAUUGCUGGAAAAGAAUUUCAACGCUUGAAUGAUGAAUGUGCCGAUAAAAUUUGGGACAUACGGGAUAAAAGUGAUAUGUCGAGAGAAUGGCUUCUUGAUGCUGAUGGUGUUGCACCACGAUUUUAUCAAAUGGAAGCCGAUGCCGUAAGAUGA
Molecule: messenger RNA, 609 nt
Organism: Didymodactylos carnosus
Lineage: Eukaryota; Metazoa; Rotifera; Eurotatoria; Philodinida; Philodinidae
Source: the annotation of a GenBank genome assembly